CAAAAUCUUAUCGAGUCUUCUUUUUUUCUCUCUCUUUUUUGUAAAAUUCUGGAAUCUGUUUCUCUUUCCUUCUCGAUACACUUUUGAAUCGGAUCUCUGAUACACUUCCUUUGAGCUCGAAACUCCUCAAAGUCGUACCUGGUGAGAAUCAAGACUUAUGGAAGUGUUAUCGCUUGACUCACUACCGGUGGGUUUCAGAUUCAGUCCAACGGACGAGGAGUUAGUCCGUUACUACCUCCGUCAAAAGAUCAACGGCCGUGAUGACGACGUCAGAGUGAUCCGUGCCAUCGAUAUCUGCAAAAUGGAACCAUGGGAUCUACCUGAUUUGUCUGUGGUGAAGACAACAGACUCAGAGUGGCUCUUCUUCUGUCCGCUUGACCGGAAGUAUCCGAGCGGGGGCAGGAUGAAUCGAGCCACCGUUGCUGGAUACUGGAAGGCGACUGGGAAAGACCGGAUGGUCAAAUCAGGCAACAGCAAGAAGAUCAUAGGCGUUAAGAGGACUCUUGUGUUCUACAAAGGUCGUGCUCCUAAAGGUACAAGAACCUGUUGGAUUAUGCACGAGUAUCGCGCAACCGAGAAGGAUCUUGAUGGAACUAAUCCUGGCCAGAACCCAUUUGUCAUAUGCAAAUUGUUUAAAAAACAAGAUGUUGUGCUUCCAGAAGAUGCUGUAAAGUCAUGUGAAGUCGAACCAGCAGUCUCAUCUCCAACUGAAGUGUCUGAGGUUUCUCUGGCUUUCCCUAAAACCGAAGAGACAAAGCCUUCUUCUGAUGUCGCGGAAUCUUCUCUUGCAGUCUCUGGCGAGUGUCAGAGUGAAAUCUCUGCUCCUGAGGUUACAACCUCCGAUCAGCUUGACAAUAUCGAUUGGACCUCAUAUUUGGAGUUGGAGACUUCGGAUUACGAUAUUUUCUCUCCGUUGCAAUCUGAGCUUGGAUCCUCUUUCAACGGUUUUCAAUCCGGAGUAACCGAGCUGUUCAGUAACCAGAAUGGGGCUCAUGUUCAGACUCAGUACGCUUCAAACGAGACCGACCAAUCUAUGUUUGAGCUCUUGGAUUCGGUUCUUGAGUUUCCUUACGAGUUUCCAGAGCAGAAACAUGUAGUAGUGCAGCCGACGCCAGAACAGAUUACAUAUGAGCCGCGUAGUCUUGUCAACACAAGCAACAACAAGAUAAGUAGCAAUGCGUCUGAAACAGGAAUCAAGAUUAGGGCACGACGGGCGCAAGCCCCUGGUGGUGGUGCCGAGCAGUUUGCAAUGCAGGGCGUGCCUGAAACAGGAAUCAAGAUUAAGGCACGACGGGCGCAAGCCUCUGGUGGUGGUGCUGAGCAGUUUGCAAUGCAGGGCAAUGCGGCGAGAAGGCUGCGUCUUCAGAUUAACCAUAACAGUAUCGAGCAAGAGGUCAAGGAUACAGAUGAGGAAACUAUAACGAAGGGGUGUGGAAGUUUCAUGAGAUGGAAGAGCAGCAUAUUCGAGAAGGUUGCAGCUAUGGGAGGUUCAUACAGAGGGCUUUUCAAAGCGGGGGUGGUUGCGGUUGUGUUUGCUAUUUCGGUUUGCAGUCUAACCGGAAAAUUCGGCUGAAGCUUAGACUUGUUGGUCAAUUCUAUAAAAUAAGGAAGGUCUUUUCUUUUUUUCUUUUUUUUUAUCUGGUUGAGUGGGCGGGUGGUUUGUAUGUAUGGGACUUGGCCUCGUUCUGCAUCUGUUUUUGUUGAUGUUGCUGUUGUUGUUAUCGUUGGUUUAAGCUUAACAAAGACCGGUUUAGGAGGGUAGUAGUUUAACUUGUAUGGAUCAUAAUUUAUAGUUGUUAUGUUUUACAUGUAUGAGGGAGCCUUGAGCUUUUGGAAA
This is a messenger RNA of Raphanus sativus (radish), 1837 nucleotides long. RefSeq names its product NAC domain-containing protein 91. Lineage: Eukaryota; Viridiplantae; Streptophyta; Magnoliopsida; Brassicales; Brassicaceae. Gene Ontology annotation, molecular function: DNA binding. Gene Ontology annotation, biological process: regulation of DNA-templated transcription. The transcript is spliced from 5 exons. The record is from RefSeq and is a predicted model, not a curated record. Bases 158 to 1573 code for a protein of 471 amino acids.